GAAAAAGAUAAGUUCGCGAAAUAACUUGACGGUGUUGACGUAGAAUAUUCUUUCAAAAUGUCAAAAUAUUAAAAAAAGAUGAAACUCGAAAAUGGUUCAACUACAGAAUUGAUAUUGAAUUCGAAUGAGCUCCAAAAUGAAGUUACUGAUUUGGAUGAAGAAGAAAAGUAUGGAGAGAAGAUACACCAGAUAAAGGAACUUCUUGCCGGGGAUAAUGUUGAUAUAAAAAAGUUACAAGAGUUUGCUAUCAGUCCUGGAGGAUUUGUCACCAAUGAAAUUCGGCAAGAGGCGUGGCCAAAACUUGUGGGUAUUGAUGUGGACAACAUUCCGCCUAAACCAGAUGAGGAAACCCUGCAUGGUCACAGGGACUAUAACCAAGUUGUGUUGGAUGUUAACAGGUCCUUGAAGAGAUUUCCCCCAGAUAUGGAUGACAAUAUACGACUUGGGUUACAGGAUCAACUGGUGGAUCUUAUCAUGCGGGUCUUAGUUCGACAUGAUGAGCUCCACUAUUACCAGGGUUACCAUGAUAUUUGCGUUACAUUCCUGCUUGUGGGUGGGGAGGAUGUUGCAUUUGCUCUUGUAGACAAACUUUCACUAAAUCAUCUCAGAGACUUUAUGGAUGCCAAUAUGGACAGGACCAAACAUAUACUCAACUAUAUGUAUCCUUUAAUUGGUAGAGUAAACCCAAAACUUAGAGACUUCUUAGAGAGGUCAGAAGUAGGUACUAUAUUUAGUCUAAGUUGGCUAAUAACAUGGUACGGACAUGUUCUACCACAUUUACGAGAUAUUGUACGGUGUUACGAUUUCUUCAUAGCUUGUCAUCCUCUAAUGCCUAUAUAUUUAGCAGCUGCGAUUGUACUGUACAGAGAGAAGGAGAUAUUGGAAGCAGAGUGUGAUAUGUGUGUAUUACAUGGACUAUUAUCUAAGAUACCUGAUGAUAUACCAUAUGAACAGUUGAUAGUUCGUGCUGUCCAACUGUAUGAGAAAUAUUCACCAGAUGAUCUAGCCCACGAAGCUAUACUUAACUUUAAAAGAUCACAAGAAUUGGCCAAAGCUAGAAUACAGAAUCGACAGAGACCGCCACCUAGACCAGCGGUGAAACGUAAACGUUGGUUGUCGUUAUUUUAUCAAGAUGGUUCCAGUAUUUAUUUUAAGUUAACUUUCUGGACAUUGACAGCAGUGUUUAGUGCAGCUUUGAUAGCUUAUUUUAAAUCUUCAGAAUGGGAUAAAGGAUGGUGGUCUUAGUAAUAUUGUGGGGUUAGGAUACAGGGUUUUGGGGUAAAACUAUUUGCCAUAUACUGCCAGUAUAUAUCUGGAACAUUAUACAAAAUUUACUCUGAUUUUAGUGAUUUUUAUCUGGUCAAAUCUGGAAUAAGUUUGAGAGAGUUGGUUGGUAAUUUAAAUACGUGAUAAAAUGUUGGUGAAGGAAAGUUGUAUAGUUUAUUUUAAGACUGGUAAAUGUUUGUUUAGUGCCGUGGCAUUAUUAAAAUAGAGACUGAACUUUGAUAAUGCAUAAUUAUAGUCAUGUUCGAAGGGUAUGUACCAAAAUUGUUGAAUUUGAUAUUAUUUGAAACAGAUAUCUUUGCAUACAAGUACAUGUAUGUAAUUUGUUGUUGGUUUUUUGUUAUAUUAUUAAUAUUUACAUGAAAUAUCAUUUGAAGCUCUUAAUCCUGUGUUCUGUCUGGACUUUCGGUGUGCAGAUUUUAAAGAAACAUGAGGCUUGCGGAUAAUUGUUAAGGCAGUUACAAGGCUCUGCAUAGUCACUUUAUAAUACUGUAUGUUUGUAAUGUCGCUUUUUUAUUGGAUAAUCAUAAUGUUUAUAUAGUUUAAUAUACACAGCUGCUGUCAAUUUUUGAAGAAAUCUUACUUUUUUGUGUC
Messenger RNA from Ruditapes philippinarum (Manila clam), 1878 nucleotides. Its product is annotated as TBC1 domain family member 20-like. The record is from RefSeq and is a predicted model, not a curated record. Gene Ontology annotation, cellular component: endoplasmic reticulum membrane. Gene Ontology annotation, molecular function: GTPase activator activity. Lineage: Eukaryota; Metazoa; Mollusca; Bivalvia; Venerida; Veneridae. Gene Ontology annotation, biological process: endoplasmic reticulum to Golgi vesicle-mediated transport; positive regulation of GTPase activity. Bases 79 to 1245 code for a protein of 388 amino acids. The transcript is spliced from 9 exons.